GUGCUGGUAUGUAAAAACUUUCUGGGCAUCUGAAAGUGUUAAUUAUCUUGCUGUCAAUAGAGGCCUCACUGAGCCAUCAGAUUUUACCAAAAAUAUCUUAAUUUGUGUUCUGAAGAUUAACAAAGUUCUUACAGGUGUGGAGCGACAUGAGGGUGAGUAAUAGAAUUUUCAUUUUUGGGUGAACUAACCCUUUAAAGUAUAAUGGUGAGUAAAGCCCUAUUCGGACGGGACUAGUUUUCCAAACGACGUUUAAGUAACAAUUCUUAUCAACCUACGUCUGUGAUUUUAUGUACGGAUUCGGACGGGACUAACAUCUCCGUGUUUAUUACCGAGGUAGGAGUGUCUGUGUUUUACAUGUGGGCAUUUCAGAAGAUCACGUGUUCAGAAUGCGUGGAUUGCGUAUGGUCAUAUGACCGAUCAAUGGCAAGAUGGCGGCGAAAAAGAAAGUGACGCGACACUGGAGUAGGGAGGAAACAUUAGCUUUAAUUUCUGUUUGGAGCGAACCUACGUUUCAGUUUCAGUUUGAAAAUUGUAUACAUAACCACAAGGUGUGAGGGACAAACCUCACAAACUUUUUUAAAAACUGCCUAUCUAUUCAAAAUACCUUUGACUGGGUGAAGUGCAAAGACCGUAUAGAAUAUCUGAAACGACGUUACUGCGAAUGUGUGAAGCAUAACAAGAAGACGGGGUCGGAUCCACAACGCUGCCCAUUCUUUGAGGAACUGGACUCUGUUCUUGGUUACUUUUAAGAGUAUUCAUUUUCUAUUGAAAAAUAAUUAACAGUCUACAAAGUACUUAAACUUGUGGCUAAUAAGCAUUCAUAUGAAAAAAAAAAAGACAAAUAAUAAAAUGCAGUGAAUAAGCUAGUAAUAGAGACACAAGGAUUCUGUUUACGAUUUAGUAAUUUAACCAGUACUGUCAAUAUUGAGUAGAUAUUUCUGUUUCGUUAGCUUGUCGUCCUAUGACUAACCCCGGGGAUGGACAUAUGGAUGUGUCAAGUUCAGAGGAAGGUGAAAAUUCUGGUACCAGUUCACACUCAUCUGGUAUAGCAGAGCCAUCAGGAGACCAAGCAGCUACAAUGACAGCAUCUGAUAAUGACAGUGGUCCAAGGUCAGAGCUGACCUCCAAUCCCAGCCAAAAUUCCAUCAUUACAAGGCGUAAACGCAAAGGCAAAAAAACUCAAAUCAUGGAAGCCUUGGAGAGAGGGAUAAACAUGUUAAUACAACAUGACAAAGAUACAACAGCAGCAGAGGUUGAACAGCGUCUUGACAAGGAGCACAUGGCCUGGGAGAGACAGUUCCAGCAGGCCAGACUGGAUCUGGAAAGAGCACGUCUUGAAUUUGAGAUGAAGCGUCAGGAAGCUGAAGACAGGCGUGCUCAAGAUACCCAGCAAUUCAUGGUUCAAAUUCUGCAAGUGCUUAGACCUGCAAUGCCACAGUAUGGACCCUCAACUUCGUUUGCACAAUAUCAACAUCCAGCUCAGCACUAUUAUCCACCUGAUCCAUUUGCUUUUCCACCUGGUGAAGCCUCACACCAAAAUCUGUCAAUAUCAGUUGUCCAAGAUCAACGUUCACUGUCUGACCAAAGAAAUUACCACUAGAUGUUCUGGGCAUUGUUUUUUUGCAAACAUUAUUGUGCAGUUGCACUUGUUUGUACAAGUUUAAAGAACUGUUUGAGGAACAAAAAUGUUGUGAAAAUUUUUUUUUUUGCACUAUAUUACGUUUACAUUUUUGCACUUUAAUGCCUAAUGGUGAAACUUGAAUGUUAAAAUCCAGUUUACGUUAAAAGUAAAGAGACAAAUGUUCAAUACAUGUCAUAA
Messenger RNA from Megalobrama amblycephala (Wuchang bream), 1819 nucleotides. RefSeq lists its product as uncharacterized. The coding region runs from base 962 to 1600 and encodes 212 amino acids. Lineage: Eukaryota; Metazoa; Chordata; Actinopteri; Cypriniformes; Xenocyprididae. The record is from RefSeq and is a predicted model, not a curated record. The transcript has 3 exons.